AUGAAGUUUACAUUGUUGAACCUUCUCGCCUGCUCUCAAGUUGUCUUGGGGAGUAUUCACCGUCGUGUUGCCCCACUCCCCCCUGCUCAGGAUCCGUUCUAUCGAGCACCAGCAGGUUACGAAUCCGCAAAGCCAGGAACCAUUCUGGCCUCCAGGCCCGCACCCGCCAAACUUGAGGCACUCAGUCUCUUUCCCUUGAACAUCGAGUCCGUCACUCAGCUCCUGUACCGCACGACGAACGCUUUCGGAGAACCAGAGGUCACUGUCAGUACUGUCAUCGUACCAGAGAACGCGAGCUACGACAAAGUCGUUUCAUACCAGGUUGCCGAGGAUAGCGGAGGCCAGAUCAACUGUGCUCCCUCGUACACCCUCCAGACUGGCUCCCAGGCCUUGUACGCCGGCACUGGAGACGUCGAGAUGCUCCUCAUCUUAGGUGCCCUGAACGAGGGAUGGAUCGUGAGUACCCCAGACUGGGAAGGCCCUAACUCGACUUUCAUCGAAGGAUUCCAGGCCGGACAGGCUACUCUCGACUCUGUUCGCGCAGUACUUUCAUCGGGCAAUAUCACAGGUGUCGAAAGUGAUGCAAAGGUUCAGAUGUGGGGCUACAGCGGCGGCGCUCUGGCGUCUGAAUGGGCCAUGGAGCUGCAGGAGUCUUAUGCCCCAGAGCUCAAGUUUGUUGGAGCUGCUAUUGGCGGAGUGACUCCGAACGUGCCCAAUGUGUACAAUUCCAUCAAUCACGGACCCUUUGCAGGCCUCGCCGCCGCAGGACUGCUAUCCAUGGCAAUUGCAUUCCCGGAGUUUGAGACAGCUCUGACAAACCAGCUGAUCCCGGCAACCAAGGCUCAGUUCUAUCAGGCGGAGACAAACUGUUUCUAUGGAGACGUUGUCUUGUUUGCUGGACAGAAUAUAUCGUCGUAUUUCUACGAUGGCGACAACAUCAUCACCGAGCCGACCAUUGCCAGGUACUUCCGCUCGAACGCCCAGAUGGGUCUCCACGGUGUCCCUCAAAUGCCACUGUUCGUGUAUAAAGCUGUUGCCGAUGAGAUCUCUCCAAUUGCCGACACAGAUGCGUUGGUCGAACAGUUCUGCAACGAUGGAGUAUCCAUUACCUACGUCAGAGACUACGCAGGCGAGCAUUUCCAACAAGCCGCUACCAGCUUCCCGGACGUCAUCAACUUCCUUCGUGCGAGAUUCGCUGGUGUUUCGAUCAGCGGUUGCUCCAUCCGAAACGAGUUCUUGGAUGUUCUAGAUCCUGGUGCUCUCCCUUAUCUUGGUAGCACUAUUGUCAAGGAACUGGCCAACAUUGCGGGUGUCCCUGUUGGUCCCAGUCACUUCUAG
Messenger RNA from Aureobasidium namibiae CBS 147.97, 1338 nucleotides. Its product is annotated as LIP-domain-containing protein. The transcript has a single exon. Gene Ontology annotation, biological process: lipid catabolic process. NCBI's taxonomy places the organism in Eukaryota, Fungi, Ascomycota, Dothideomycetes, Dothideales, Saccotheciaceae. The coding region runs from base 1 to 1338 and encodes 445 amino acids. Gene Ontology annotation, molecular function: triacylglycerol lipase activity. The record is from RefSeq and is a predicted model, not a curated record.